This is a messenger RNA of Geodia barretti, 1640 nucleotides long. NCBI's taxonomy places the organism in Eukaryota, Metazoa, Porifera, Demospongiae, Tetractinellida, Geodiidae. The record is from the annotation of a GenBank genome assembly.
GGCAUAAAGUGCAGAGUUGUAACGUGUACUUACUGCAGGUGACGCUGACAAAGUGUACCGCAUCGCCGUCGGGGGGAAACGGAAAAGAAGGGCCCUGAUUAACGCAGUAGAGUCCAGGGACCGGAAAACUGCAGGGGCAAUUGAAAUUCAGAGAACGUGGCGUGGUUUCCGCACGAGGCAAAAGUACAUUAGCAUUAUGAAAAAGACUGCUAAAUGGAAAGUUGAAAGUGGCCGUUUCCCACUGCUAAAGAGGAGAUAUGAUGACUACGUUCAGUGGUGCUCCGAUCAACUUGGUGUGGGUAGGGGCUCCAGUGCUGUCAUGGGGUUCAGCGACUACUGUGCCAGAGGUCAUACAGGUCUGGUGGAGAACAGCCAGAGCUUGUCACUCCAGAGACAGAGAAACAAGAAGAAAGAGUUUGACAGAGGAAGAAGCUGCACAGAUAAUACAGACUGCAUGGAAAGGCUACCGGGUAAGAGCAAGAAGAUUUUCGAGUGCUACCGGAAACUGAUAAGCUUCAAGCAGAAGGGCGACCCAGCAGUCCUGCUGAAGACCAUUAACCCUUCAGAGGUUCCCAAUUUCACUGUACUUCUUAAUUUGGAAGAGUUCGGUCCACAUCUCACUGAUCUACAGGCAAAGCUUCUUGACAAAGCCUCAGGAGGCUGUGUAAGAUUCAGACUUGGAGGAUGUGAUUUCCCUCCGUCGAUCUAUUACAAGAUCUUCACCAGUCAGGCUGUGGUAGACGUGUGUUCAUACAGUCCUCGAGACUACACCGCAAUGACCUCUCGUCUACUACCGCAGAGGGACAAACACAACCACGGAUGCAGAAUCGCAAAAGACGAUGAUGGAAGUAAUUGGUACAAGAGAUGGGAAAACAAUGGCUGGAGACUAGUUUCAGAGCGACUUUUCCAAAGUCGACUGCAAGAUUCAGUGACAAUCGAGACUUCGGCGAAACGACAGUCUUUCCAUCACUCGACAUUACAGAGAAAGGCAGACUUGGAAAGGAGGCGCAAGAGGAAAAAGAUAGAGUGGCUGAAAAAACUGUAUCAACCUCAACCAGAAACACAAGCAAAAGAAGAGACGACAGAAAGUGCUGAUUUGGAAGAUGAAGUUGAUACAUUGUUAGGAUGGUCGCGGAGCCUUAAUUUUGAAGAGUAUGUCUCAGACUGGUCCCAGAUUGCAACCAGUGCUGGUCUACCUGCUACGUCAUGUGAUAGUCACAUGACUACCUAGCCCAAGUCAUGUGACCCAAACACCAUGUGUGAUCAAUAAAUAAACCAAUGGCACAGAACUAUUAUUGUUUGAGAUUCAGGAGUUUUGCAUGCAUGAUUUCAUUGUCUCCGUGGCGACUUGUAAUGUGGGCGGAGUCUCGAUGUCCUGUUUGCUCUGAACUAAUCUCAGUUCCAUUGAAUCAGGAUCAUGCACUCGGCCUGAGGCUUUGGAGUACUGCAGUGUCCUCUGAAGCACAGCUUGCAUUGUCCCAACUGCCUUUUCACACGAUAACUGUAGGUCGAGGUGGCUCCAUGCCAACAGGAGGGCAGAGAAGAGGUCCCCAGUUCCCACGAAAUGGCCCUUCAAGUUUCGGAAUCUCGAUUCUUGCCACUUCACCUGGACAUGGGCAGAGGAGUCAUUACGUCAUUAA